AAGAACGAUUGGUUGUGUCUGAACUGCCAAACUCAACGGCUGUUAGAGGGAAGUUUAGGGGAUGUUCCACCUUCACUCCUACCACCCUCCAAGCAAGGCUCGCCACGCCACCAGCCAGGAGUUACCCCGACAGGAUCUCCCAAGCAUCUUCCAGGAGCAAUAUCUACAGGUUCACCAAGGCACCAGCCAGCACCAAGCCAGACUGCAUCCCCUCUCCACCAGAGAGCAGGACCCACCGCAUCUCCCCAGCAUCAUGGAGGACCCACCGCAUCUCCCCAGCAUCAAAGAGGACCCACCGCAUCUCCCCAGCAUCAAGGAGGACCCACCGCAUCUCUCCAGCAUCAAGGAGGACCCAACGCAUCUCCCCAGCAUCAAGGAGGCCCCACUGCGGACAAGCGAGUUCCUCAGCCCAGCCAACCGAAGAGCUCAGAACAAGUCAAAACCCAGCUGGGGACUGACGAGAGAAAAGCCCCGGAGGACACUUCGCAGCACUGGACCCAUCCAGAGUUUCAAAAGGUGUCAAAGCAGACGGUGCCAAAGAGUAAAAGCGUCAGCGGCAAAAAAGACGCCAUUUCCAGGAAUGGGAAGUCAUCAUCUGAAAUUCAGAAAGUCAAAGAUCAAGAGGAUAUCAGUAAGCCUUAUUCCCAUGACUUGUCCCGCAGCCCUCAAAGUCUCAGUGACACCGGAUACUCUUCUGAUGGAAUCUCCAGCUCUCAGAGUGAAAUCGCAGGACUGCUAGAACAAGAGGAAGAGAAACUUAACACCACCGGCAUCUCUCAGCGCAGCCCACCCAGCCCGUCCGAACUCACCAAGCUGGAGAGCUCUGUCCGGCCCCUGCUGGAAUCAAAGAGCGACAACGGGAAGUUGUUCCAUAGCUUACGGGAAGAUCAAAAGCAGAGGCCCAAGUCGCUAACUAUUACGCCUGAGGCCUUCGACUCAGAUGAGGAGCUGGAAGACAUCCUGGAAGAAGACGAAGACUCCCUGGAAUGGGAAAACCAGCGAGGGCACCGAGAGUGCGUAGAUUCAUCGGAUGAUUUUGGCAGCAAGCUGCGUCAUGAUUACGUGGAAGACAGUAGUGAAGGUUUCUCCCCGUUACCAACAAGGCAACCUCAAGGAAACCUCACCGAUGAAGAGUUUAUGAGAAGGCAGCUCUUAGAAAUGAGUGCAGAAGAAGACAAUCUCGAGGAUGAAGACGAAGAAUAUAACCAUAGCAAGUACAGCGGUGGUAAGAACGGACACAAAGCAGAGUCAGAGAAAUCCAAAGGUACCUCAAAGAGAUCUAUUGGGUACAAUUCAUCAAACUUAUAUGACGAGAAUGGGAAAGGUAUAGAGGUAGAAGAUGAAGAUAUGACUGCAUCUCAAGGAGGACUCCGACGCUUCAAGACUAUUGAAUUGAACAGCACCAACAACUACAACCGAGACAUGGACCUCGAGCAUGAGACGGACAUCAGUUUAGACAGAGAACCCGAAUUAGAGAUGGAAAGUCUGACUGGAUCCCCAGAAGAAAGGUCUAGGGGAGAGUACUCGUCCACAUUACCGGCAACAACUCCAAGUUACACCAGUGGAACAUCACCCACAUCGUUAUCAUCCCUUGAAGAAGAUAGUGACAGCAGCCCCAGUCGAAGGCAGAGGCUGGAGGAAGUGAAGCAGCAAAGGAAGGCUCGGCAUCGCUCACAUGGUCCUUUGCUGCCUACAAUUGAGGACUCCUCAGAAGAAGAAGAACUGAGAGAGGAAGAAGAGCUCCUCAGAGAACAGGAAAAAAUGAGAGAAGUAGAGCAACAAAGAAUUCGAAGCACUGCGCGCAAGACCAAAAGAGACAAGGAAGAACUGCGAGCACAAAGAAGAAGAGAACGGUCAAAAACCCCCCCCAGCAACCUAUCUCCCAUCGAAGACGCCUCGCCCACUGAAGAAAUGAGGCAAGCAGCAGAGAUGGAAGAACUGCACAGGUCGUCUUGUUCAGAAUAUUCACCAUCUAUUGACUCUGAGGCAGAGGGAUUCGAGAUAAUGGCUUCCAAGCUGUACAAGUCAGGGAGCGAAUACAAUUUACCUACCUUCAUGUCUCUGUACUCACCAACGGAGAAGACCGGCUGCGGAAACAAGCCACUGAAGAGUGCCGAAGAGGUCUACGAGGAGAUGAUGAGAAAAGCGGAAAUGUUUCAGAAACAGCAGCAACCGCAACAGAAUGUGAUGUAUGGGAACAGCUAUCAGCAGGUUGGCUAUGUGGGCACGGAAAGCCAGAACAACUUUGAGUACCAGUAUAUUGAUGACUACGGCUAUGACGGUGACAGAAUCGGUUCGACGCAAAAUGACUACCACCUGGACAUGGCAACCUCUGGCACAGUGUACGACGAGAUUUUACAGACAUCUCAGAAUAUCUCACGGAUGCACCAGUCAUCGAUUGACUUCUCCAUACAAGAUAAUAAGAAGACAGAGGCCAACACUGAAAAACAAUUUCUCAAUGCGGAGAAUGCAUAUAAUGAAAUGAUGAAGCAAGCGAGUGGUCCCCUUACUCCUGGAACAAGUCCCACCCAGCUGUCUGCACCGGUUUCCUUUUCGUCUUCCGAAAGCAGCUCGGGAAGGGUCAUACCCGACGUGCGCGUUACACAGCACUUCUCUAAAGAUGGACAUGACCAGGCAAAGCUCCACAGUUCCUCUACUGUACCCACCUCAAAGACAACGAUGUCAUCGCACCAGUACGGCAAAGUGCCCGUGGCUGCCACUUCUACUGCAAGUACUGAGGUCUCAUCCACUUCACCUUCUCACCGGAGCUACUCGCAAAGCAGAGGAACUCCUGACUACGGCUCCAAUGAAGAACAAUAUAGAAACAGAAUGGCUGCAGAUGCUAACAUAUCAUCAAGAGAUAACGCACAGAAUGUGGGGACGAAUGUGUCACUGACAUCAAAAGUUAUUUCUUUUUUUAAGACUUCUAGCCCCCCACUUUCCCCGACCUCCCCCACACAAAGUCCAACCCGUUCAUCUCCAAGAAUAAGUAUGUCAACGGGAAGCAAAGAUACUGCAGAAUUUUCAUCUCAGACUCAAAGCGUGCACAGGACUGAUAUAAGCGGGCCCUCCUCCGGUGGCUCCUCCCCUAUGGUAGCUCAUGGCACACAGACACCCGAACGUACUAGGUCACCGCGUCUGUCUAGGCAGCAAUCUUCCCAAGAAUCUCCAUUUAUGGUUAUUACACUAGCGUCAGAUUCAUCUAGCCAAACUAGGCCCAAGAGUGUUAGUUCCUCUACCUCACCAGUCACAUCCCCUACCAGACUGAACCGUCAGCAAACCAUUCACAGCUACAGCCAGACAUCAGCUAGUAGUUCCCAAUCCCAGCAAGAACAAAUGCAGCCCAGCUACAGUAAGGCACACACAGUUGUAGAAAGAGCUCCUCCCGCUUUGGCCAUGCAUACAGUUGCUAAAGGACAGCCAUCAGCAAUGGUAGAUAGUUCAUCCAACACUUAUAACUGGGGUCCUUUGCCACCCGAGAAUAUCUCCUUAUGCAGGAUAUCUUCUGUACCCGGAACAUCAAGGGUUGAGCCUGGGCCAAAGCCUAGUAGCAGUGCUGUUGAUUUACGAACUGCAAUGAAGUCCGCACCAGUCAUCAUGACCGACCAGGGCAUGGAUCUUACAUCUUUGGCUUCAGAAACAAGACGAUACUCUCUAACCAUGGACCAAUCUCCGACACGGCAGACCACAGCUGUGCAGCCGUUAACCGUCAACCUGAACGCCCAAGAACAACCACACGCCGUUAUCGGCACGGCCACAACUGUCAGCAUAACUGUGGCAACCUCCAUGAUUGUAUCGCAGCCAAAGCAGCCUGUAGUAUAUGGGGAUCCUUUCCAGAAUAGGGUGGACUUUGGUCAGGGCACUGGAAGUGCAGUGUGCUUGACACAAGUCAGGCACCCGGAACAAACGGCACAGCCUGGCAUGAGGGCCGGAGUGAAUAGUGCUGGCACUGCAGCACCUGUCGGAAAGCCAGAAGAGAUGAAUAAUAUGCAGAAGGAUAUAUUUGCCAGAUAUAAUCUUCCAAGUCAGGUAACAUCAGUGGUUAAACGAGAUAUCGUUUCGCAGACCGGUAAUGUUCAGAACAUUGCUAAUAUCAGUGCCAUGCCCAGGCAAUACCACCAGGAGCAGACCAUGGGUUAUCCUGAAGUGUAUAAGGGUGCUCCAGAGCCUAAAGUACAACAUCCACCAGUGAACGUCGCUGGAGCCCAACCUCACACCAUGAUGGUACAGCUGGAUGAGAUGGCAUCUAACACAGUUACAAAACUUGUGAAAGGAGAACAGCCGUCAAAUGCUUUGGACCUUACAAACGUAAAACCCGAAAGCCAGGUGGUGUGCUGUGAUGUGGUCUACAAGUUUCCCUUUGGUGGAAGUUGUGCUGGUGCAUAUAAUCCUAAAGUAGCAGAACAAAGUGCAGAACCAGCUCAAGCAGUCGUCAGGCCCGGGGCUCAGUUCUAUGGGCAGACAGAACAAGAGCUUCUGGAUAACUAUCACUACAGAGAGUCCAAACCAAUGCCACCGGCGCAGCCAGCACCCGCUGCGUCCACUCAGAAUAUAUACGGAGAGCAAAAAUGUUACCCUUACGGCCCUACGGGAAGGCUACAUUCCUCUAUGUCAGAGACCAAUCUCUCAGAAAUCGGCUUAUAUAAUCCCUACCAAGCCGGCGGCGGAGAGAGUGCAAUGGACCUAUCUACCAUGAAAAGCUCCUACAACAUGAACUUCUCCGAUGGCAACUACCAGGGAAUGCAGUAUGGGUCCUUUACAGACUUACGCCAGCCCACAGAUUUAUUUAAUAACUCGUUACCUAUGAGACGGUACAGUUCAAUGUCUAAUAUAUAUUCCGACUACAGGUAUGCCUCUAGAGACCUGUCUAAUUUUCAAGAGGCUAGCCUUGCUCAGUAUAGUGCCACAACCGCUAGAGAGAUCAGCAGGAUGUGUGCAGCCUUAAAUUCUAUGGAUCAUUAUGGGGGUCGGCAUGUAAACAGUGCAGAUAUUCUGCAGUAUGGCCCCAGCACAUUAGGCACAGGGCCUGCGGGAAACAUGGCGCAUAGUCAGCAAGGAAUUGCAGCUCUUAGGCAGAACAUGAUGUACAGUCCCCAUUUCCAAGAUACACGCCAAGGCUUUGGAGGUUUAGGACAGUUUAAUGUUGCCCGGUCUGCAGCCAUUAGACAGAUGUACCCAUCUCCCGGCACUGUCAGAGCUGCCGAUGGCAUGAUUUACUCAACAAUAAAUACACCCAUUGCUUCCACCCUUCCAAUCACCACCCAGCCUGCGCCCGUACUACGGCCAAUGAUGAGAGGUUUGUACAGACCAUAUGGUCCAGGGAACAUCACAGCCGUGCCGCUGGCGAGCCUGACUAGAGUGCCGCUUGUGGCUCCAAGGAUGGCACUAGGAGCGCAAUCGGUGUAUCGUCACCCCGGCGUAAGUAGAUUUCCACCUGCUUCUGCAGCACCAGCGACCGACACUCCUGUUUAUUUGGGAAAAUCCGCCAGCACUUUUGCAACAACGACUACCACAUGUACAUUUACUACAAGUACAGUGUCAUCUCUCCCCGCUUCAAACACACCUACAACCACCGUCGCGGCCUCGACUGCACGCGCAGAACCUGCAACGGCUGCAACCUCCGAGGAGCAUCUUGCCGGCUCCUCUGCAAUGCAGGCGAUUCCUAAGGAUGCUGGUCAGCAGCCUGGCAGCCAGAAGCCAACCCCAGAAAGCCAGCCAAGCAGGGCGGCUAGUAAAGUCCCAAACGAAAAAGACGAGAAAGAGAAAGAAGAGGAGCGACAGAGGAAACAGCAAGAACAUCUGCUUCAGAUCGAGAGGGAAAGAGUGGAAUUAGAGGCCCUGAGACAAAUGCGUUUACACGAAGAGCUGGAACGGGAGCGCUUAGAACUGCAACGGCACAGAGAAAAGGAGCAGAUGCUUGUCCAGAGGGAGCUGCAGGAGCUGCAGUCCAUCAAGCAUCAUGUUUUGCAGCAGCAGCAGGAAGAUCGGCAAGCGCAGUUCGUUAUGCAGCGAGAGCAGCUGGCCCAGCAAAGGUUGCAGCUUGAUCAGAUUCAGCAGCUACAGCAGCAACUUCAGCAACAACUGGAGGAACAGAAAAAACAAAAGGCUGCUCCUCCCCCAGCCACUGAGCAGCCGGCAAGGCCGCCAGCCCAGACAGCAGCUGAGAUUGCAAUCGAAAUGCAAAGAACCCUAGCACAAAGUGGGCAGUAUUGGCCACCGAUAAACCCUCCUUUUAUUGCAGUUGCACCGACUGCGCCCGAUGUGCAGGGGCAACCACGAUACCCUGGACCUCAGAGGCCACUGACUAACUCUGCUUCAGAGAUGUCUCUUCAAACGGAGGAGCAGUGGGAAGUGAACAGAACCAUUAAGAAGAGGAACUCCAUGCCUAGACUAAGGGAUGCUUAUAACGCUGAUGACGGUCACGAGCCGUACAUUGUAAAGAAGAUAACAGACAGCAGCGUCCAGACCGAUGACGAGGACGGAGAAGAGAGAUUUUACAUGUCGCGACGUCGAAGAACGAAAAGGAGCACCGACUGCAGCGUUCAAACAGAUGACGAAGACAACGCAGACUGGGAGCAGCCGGUCCGAAGACGCAGGUCCAGAUUCUCACGCCAUUCUGACUCCAGCUCAGACAGCAAGCAUGAUUCCAAAGGGAUGUCAAGCAUUGCCAUCCAGACCAUCAGCGAUUGCUCAGUGCAAACCGAGCCAGACCAGUUCCAGAGAGUUUCCCCGUCCAUACAUAUCACUACUGCAGAUCCCAAAGUGGAGAUUGUGAAAUAUAUAUCUGCUCCAGAGAAGACACGUCGAGGGGAGAGCUUGGCCUGCCAAACAGAGCCAGAAACUCAAUCCCAUGGCAUUGUGGUACCACAGCUGAGUGUUCCUACAACAAUAACGCCGUAUUCCUCCCAUAUCCAGACUGGGCCCUUAGACGCUAAUAUGGCAAGACAACAUGGAGCCGCAAAGUUUGAGAAGAAGAAACCUGAUCCCCUGGAGAUUGGUUAUCAGUCUCAUCUUCCCACAGACACACUCUCCCAGCUAGUUCACAGACAGCCUCCCAAGUCCCCCCAAGUCCUCUAUUCACCAGUGUCUCCUCUCUCGCCUCACAGACUUCUGGAGUCUACAUUUGCUUCUAGUGAGAGACUCAACAAAGCUCACGUCACCCCCCAGAAACAUUUCACGGCUGAAAGCACCCAACGGCAGCAGAUACUUCCCCGUCCAAUCAAAAGCAUGCAAAGAUCCUUGUCAGAUCCAAAACCCAUCAGCCCCACCUCUGAGGAGUCUGCCAAGGACAGAUUCUCUAUGUAUCAUCAACAUUUACUGCAAGGUGCCCAGAUUUCAGCUUUCCAGCCAAACAGUUUGACACGCAAAGUGAAGCGGACUCUACCCAGUCCACCUCCUGACGAAGCCCAUCUUCCUCUCACCACAAGUCAGGCGCACACCCAAAUGUACAUGCCGAAUAUCACACAGAAGAUGACAGGAGGAGGGCAAGCAUUUCAGCUGCCAAAAGUUGGUUUCAUGAAAACCCUUGACCAUGACUUGAGGAUUGUAGAGCAAGAAUCGACAAAACUUCGCAAGCAGCAAGCAGAGCUGGAGGAAGAGGAGAAGGAGAUUGAUGCUAAGCUGAAAUAUCUAGAACUUGGUAUCACUCAGAGAAAGGAGUCUGUGGUGAAAGAUGUGGGUGGUGGAAGAGAUGUCUCUUACCUCAGAUCUAUGGGUGAGAACAGGGAGUACAUGUCAGACAGUGAACUCAACAAUAUUCGCAUUUCUGGCUAUGACCACAACAGCCUUUUGAAUAGGCCAGGCCCUGCCCCUCAAUAUUCAGAGUUACAGAAUUCACAGCAGUUUCAAACAUCAACUUCCCCUUAUCUAUCCAACACUUACCAGUACACUACCGGCCAAACGGUCACCCCAGUCACCACCUCUUUCCAGCAAACCAGGUUUGAGCAACCCCAAUAUCCUGUAUCUAGUAAUGGUCCAUCUCAAAAUAGCUUUCAGACUCAGAUAUCAAACUAUCCCACACAAAGUUCAUAUCAGACUCACAACAUUGCCCCAACAACAAGCUAUCAGACAGAGUUAGGCCUCCAAAAUCAUACAGGUUUCCGACCACCAAAUCCUAAUUAUCAAGCUCAAACUACUUAUGCAAAUCAAACUCCAUUACAAGCUACUAUGAACUCAGGUUUUCCACCGCAAACAGACACUCGCAGCACCCACCAAAAGCCAAGGCAGACGUCGCUGGCUGACCUUGAACACAAAGUCCCAACAAAUUAUGAAGUCAUUGCCAACCCCACCGUGGUCAUAUCCUCGGCAACUCCAGACACAGCCUUGAGCAGCACGACCGCAGCCAGCACUUUUGAUCAGUACAAGGCAGGAGAUGGAAGGCAAAAUGAGAGAGGUAAUGGAGCAGAAAGCCCCUCCAACAGUUACACAUCGGACUCCCUUUACACGAACCUGGAGCAAAACAUCCCCCGUAACUAUGUGAUGAUCGACGAUAUCAGUGAACUGACUAAAGAAAACCCGCCGGUAUCAGAAAGCCAAAAAGUCGAACCCCCUUCUCAGUCUCUUCAGCAGAAUAAUAAUGGCCGUCACACCAAGGAGAAGAACGGUCAUAUGGAAAGUGAUAACUUAAGCAAGCCAUGUUGUUAUUCUAGAGCAGAGGAAGAGUCGGAAGAGGAUGUGUAUGACCACCACAGUUCAGAUUAUCGUGGAAGAAACAACUAUCAACGUAGCGGUGACGGCAAUGGUCGAGAUCCUGUUGGUGGCUCUUACUACUAUGUAGAUAACGAUUCUCGACAUGCGUCACGGUUAGAUAAACAUGGUUCUAGUAUGGGAACGCCAAAACACCCCUCCAAAAAUCUGGCUCCAGCUGUUGUGUCAUCCAAGCGCAGCAAGCACAGAAAGCAGGGAAUGGAACAGAAAAUUUCUAAAUUUUCUCCAAUUGAGGAAGCUAAAGAUGUAGAAUCUGACCUGGCGGCUUCCUACCCAGCGACAACGUCAAUGAGCAACAGCAGCAGCGUGUCCUCGAGAGCAAAGAAACUUCAGGACGAGAUAACUUAUGGCCUAAAGAAAAAUGUGUACGAGCAGCAAAAGUAUUACGGGGUGUCCGGCAGAGACCUGGUAGAAGAAGACGAUAGAAUUUAUAGUAGUGGAAGCCGAUCAAGGUCAGCGUCCAGUUACGGGCUGGAGAAAUCAAGCCGGGAUUCAGGAAGCAGUAGGAGCAAAUCCUACGAAAGAGACUCCUCGGACCGCUAUCAUAAAUCAAGCGCCAAACCUUCUACGCUCACCAUGAGUCAGAGUCGGGGCCGAGCCCCAAUGCGAUCACAGGCUUCGGAGGAAGAAAGUCCUGUCAGCCCGCAGGGAAAGCCGGUGUCUCGAUCAGCUGCUGGAAUCCCCCAGCCCACGGGGGAUACUUGUCCCCAGUUCUGCUCCAGCCACUCACUGCCUGAUGUACAAGAUCAUGUCAAGGAAGUGCCAAGAAACCAUACCUACAAACAAGAAGAGAAUUACAUGAUGGACGAUUCACACUGCGUUGUGUCGGACAGUGAAGCCUAUCAUUUGGGUCAGGAGGAAACAGAUUGGUUUGAUAAACCAAGAGAAGCUCGUUCAGAGCGGUCCAGGUACCAUAGCAGCUACGCUUCGAUCCAGAAAAGAAUCCCGGUCAAACACACUUACCAUGAUUACGACGAGCCUCCGGAUGAGGAUAUGUGGCAACCUGAUGACUAUUCUCAGCCUCGCCAUUCGUCUUCUAAAGAGCUCAGACAUCACGGAGAUUCUGGAAGACAUUCUUCUUCCCGUCACGUAGACGAACAGCCAAGGCGAUCAUCUAAGCAACAUCCCAGGGACCAAGGGCGUCAUGAAUCACGAUCGCAUUCCCAACUAUCGUCGUCUUUGAAGAAGUCACAGCAGCCAGAUUCAAGAUCACAUGCCGGGUAUCCUCCAAGUUCUUCUGAGUAUUCACAGCAGUCAAGGCAAUCAUCCAGUUAUCACCACAGUUCAGAAGCUCAGAAGCCCCAACGGCAGACCCAAAUAUCUCAGCAGCAAAAGGCUGAUUCUCACCACCAGAUUCCACCGCAGACUAAACCGCCUCAGUCAGGCCAGCAGCAACAAACAAGACAGCAGCAGUCUCAGCAGCAAGGUUCAAGACAACAGCAGCAGAUGGGACCAUCACAACAACCUCUUCAUCAGCCAUCUUAUCAGCCGAGCUCCCAACAACCUCCUCAUCAGCCGAGCUCACAUCAGCCAUCUUAUCAGCCGAGCUCUCAACAAUCUUCCCAUCAGCCGAGCUCUCAACAAUCUUCCCAUCAGCCGAGCUCUCAACAAUCUUCCCAUCAGCCGAGCUCCCAACAACCUUCCCAUCAGCCGAGCUCACAUCAGCCAUCUUAUCAGCCGAGCUCACAACAAUCUUCCCAUCAGCCGAGCUCACAUCAGCCAUCUUAUCAGCAGAGCUCACAACAACCUUCCCAUCAGCCGAGCUCCCAACAACCUUCCCAUCAGCCGAGCUCCCAACAACCUUCCCAUCAGCCGAGCUCCCAACAACCUUCCCAUCAGCCGAGCUCCCAACAAUCUUCCCAUCAGCCGAGCUCUCAACAAUCUUCCCAUCAGCCGAGCUCCCAACAAUCAUCUCAUCAACCAUCUUCACACCAAACUCAGCCUCAGCAUCAACAAGGUUUGUCUCAACCAACAAGAGCACAGGGACAGCAACAGCAGCAAUCUGCGGGCCAGGGACUGCCGGCAUCUCGACAACAACAGCCGCAGCAGCAGCCUCAUCAGCAGCCGCCGCAGCAACAGCCGCCUCAGCAGCAGCCGCCUCAGCAACAGCCACAAGGAAGUCAAGGUCAGACGACCUCAAGAACACAACCGCAGCCGGGGCAAGCAGUAAAACCGACACAACCGACCUUGCAGCCCAGCGCUCUGUCAGCUGUGCCA
Messenger RNA from Nanorana parkeri, 10923 nucleotides. RefSeq names its product bassoon presynaptic cytomatrix protein (gene BSN). NCBI's taxonomy places the organism in Eukaryota, Metazoa, Chordata, Amphibia, Anura, Dicroglossidae. The record is from RefSeq and is a predicted model, not a curated record. Gene Ontology annotation, biological process: presynaptic active zone assembly; protein localization to synapse. Gene Ontology annotation, molecular function: structural constituent of presynaptic active zone. The annotation marks the transcript as partial. Gene Ontology annotation, cellular component: glutamatergic synapse; axon; GABA-ergic synapse. The transcript is spliced from 5 exons.